AUGCUUGUGGAAGUUUCGAUUGCAGUUAAUUAUAUUUUAUCCCAUUUGUACACCAAACUUCCCCGACGUCGGGUGGACAGUUUCGGUGAAGAAUUGGAGCGAUAUUUGCAUGCAAAAUAUCAACAACACUGGUUUCCCACAGACCCCAUGCGAGAUUCAGCCUAUCGAUGUCUAAAUGUGGGCGGGCCCCAAGUUGAUCUACUUCUACCCGAAGCGGCAGCUGUGAGUGGUUUAGACUGGAGUGAGAUUCAAGCUUGUCUACCAGAAAGUCUUGUGCUAAGCAUUGAUCCGGGACACGUGGCCUGUCAGUAUCAUCAGCCUCAGUUCACUACACAAGAAUUUAAUCGAUACCCGGGUGUAUCAAUGUGGCCUUCGGCUUCCGUAUCACUGUCCUCUUCCGGUUGUUCGUCGGCCUCUUCUUCAAUCUCCUCAACAAAUUUAACACCUACUUCCAGUCAAAUUACUCAUCAGGUUUUGUAUUGCUUUCAAGACAGUUGGUUUGGUAACAGUAACAACAGUGGAAGUCAGUGGACCGAGACAAUGAACGGACAGAAUAAACCCCUGAGACCGGAUACUGAGCACGGGGAUAAUUUAGCCACAGCAGCUGCUUUGAGUGUUCUAGUUGACACGGAGGAUAAUCUUGUAUCGAAUUUGCCGUCAGAUUUGAUUCAAAAACCAUCGACGGAUCUACCCUUUAAUGGUUUGAUCAUGAACGCAUCGAAUGCUGACAACACGGAUUUGACGCAUCUGUUGUUUCGUGAUGCUGAGUUGAAAGCAGUGUCAAACAAUGGAUUAGAGGUUUUACACGGAUCAGACAAUCGUUUAGCCGCAGGAACUAUGCUAUGGCCCGGUUCGACAGAUAAUACCGAUGCGGAGAACAGCUUACUCACUCUUAUGAACGGAGAUUUAUCUAACAACUUGACAACCACAUCUCAAGUGAAUUCAUUUGGUGAGAAAACACGAACUCCUCUUCCAUUAUUGAAUCGAUCUUCCUCCAAUCCACCUCAAACAGAUCCAUCCAAUCUAUCCAUGUAUCAUGAUUACCCGGCACUUUCAGUUGGUAAUCUGCAUAGUAACGGGAACGCGAUGGGAUCGGCUUUGAACAAAUUCGAUCUGAGUGGCAAUCCAACAUUGAACGGACCAGUUCAGUCCCGACUGAACACGGUCUAUGCCCAACCGACAUUAUCACAGCUGACUAAUACCACAGGAAACAAUCAUUUUGUGCAAAAAUCCGUAUCUACACCCAGUUUCACCGCGGCCACAUUUGCUCAGACCAAAUUUGGAUCGACAAAAUUAAAAACCCACUCAAAACGUACUCCGAAUCGGAUUCUAUCGCCCACCACCGUGCCACAAACGUUUGCUGCAUAUACAGGGUCAAAUAUGAUUGGCCGGGAUUCGGUCAAUGUGGCCGCCAUGGGGCCAGCACAGGUGAGUCUGGGGGAUCAGACUAUAAUUGUAUUCUCGUAUGAAACCAAUAUCCCCGCAAUAUUUGAUUUGAAAAAAUUUUAG
Messenger RNA from Echinostoma caproni, 1509 nucleotides. The record is from the annotation of a GenBank genome assembly. NCBI's taxonomy places the organism in Eukaryota, Metazoa, Platyhelminthes, Trematoda, Plagiorchiida, Echinostomatidae.